AUGCCUUCGUUCAUCAAGUUCGCUGCCGCGGCUCUAGCCGUCGCCGCUCCCCUGGCUUCCGCCCAGACCUACACAAGCUGCAACCCUCUCGAGAAGACCUGCCCUGCGGAUGCUGGUAGCACCGAGUCUCAUCUGAGCUUUGACUUCACCCAGUCCGGUUCUCUCGACCAGUGGACUACUACUGCUGGUACUGUCAACACCGGUGCCAACGGCGCCGAGUUCACUCUCGCCAAGCGUGGUGAUGCUCCCACCAUUGAGACCGACUUUUAUAUUCUCUUCGGGGAGAUUUCCGUUACCAUGAAGGCCGCCCCCGGUCAGGGUGUGGUCAGCUCCAUCGUGUUCGAGUCCGAUGACCUCGAUGAGAUCGAUUGGGAAGCUCUCGGCGGUGACACCACCCAGAUUGAGACCAAUUACUUCGGCAAGGGUGACACCACCACCUAUGACCGCGCCACUUGGCCGGCGGUGUCUGACCCCCAGAACACCUGGCACACUUACACGGUCUCGUGGCAGGAGGAUGCCACCACCUGGUCCGUUGAUGGCAAUGUGGUCCGUACCCUGAACUACGCCGAUGCCCAGAGCGGUACCCGCUACCCCCAGACCCCCAUGCGCAUCCGCAUCGGUAUCUGGGCCGGUGGUGAUCCCAGCAAUGGCGAGGGUACCAUUGAGUGGGCUGGCGGUGAGACCAACUACGCUGGUUGCCCCUACACCAUGUACGUCAAGAACAUCGACAUUGUCAACGCCAACCCCGCCGAGAGCUACACCUGGACCGACAACUCCGGCUCGUACCAGAGCAUCAAGAACUCCAGCUCUCGCAGCAGCAGCGCCGCCACUAGCUCCCCGGUCUUCAACGCCGCGACUACCGUGGCUGUUGGCCCUCUCGGCCUUCUGGCUCUGCUCGCAGCUUUCAUCCAGCUUUAA
Penicillium maclennaniae is the source of this 918-nucleotide messenger RNA. Its product is annotated as glycoside hydrolase family 16 protein. The transcript has 3 exons. Gene Ontology annotation, biological process: fungal-type cell wall organization; carbohydrate metabolic process. The record is from RefSeq and is a predicted model, not a curated record. Gene Ontology annotation, cellular component: fungal-type cell wall. The coding region runs from base 1 to 918 and encodes 305 amino acids. Lineage: Eukaryota; Fungi; Ascomycota; Eurotiomycetes; Eurotiales; Aspergillaceae. Gene Ontology annotation, molecular function: glycosyltransferase activity; hydrolase activity, hydrolyzing O-glycosyl compounds.